Symbiodinium pilosum is the source of this 1311-nucleotide messenger RNA. The record is from the annotation of a GenBank genome assembly. Lineage: Eukaryota; Dinophyceae; Suessiales; Symbiodiniaceae.
AUGGGCGCGGAGGUCAUCAAGGUCGAAGCACCGAGGGACGGCGAUGACGCGCGGCAGUACGCAGUGCCGUUCCUACAGCAGGGCCAGGGCGAGGAUUCAGAUCUGUCAGCUUACUUCUCGAGCUGCAACAGGAACAAGUAUAGCAUCGCUGUGGACUUCAAGACAAGAGAAGGCCAAUGUGUCAUCCGGCGCUUGCUGCAGAACAGCGAUGUUCUGAUCGAGAACUUCAAAGUGGGUGGUCUAGCGAAGUACGGCCUAGGAUUUGAGCAGCUGAGAGAUGAUUUUCCGGAGCUCAUCUAUUGCAGCAUCACUGGCUUUGGCCAAACUGGACCUUACUGCAAGAGACUCCUGUCCGAAAGCUUGAGCACAGGACCAGCCUACGACCUGCUAAUACAAGGCAUGGGCGGAUCCAUGAGCCUGACGGGAGAACCGGAUGGAGCACCAAUGAGAACUGGACUGCCGCUUUUCGACCUCACAGCCGGCUUGCAUGGCGUAAUUGGCAUCCUCGCCGCUUUGCACAACAAACACGCCACUGGCUUGGGCCAGCACGUGGACAUUUCAAUGCUGGAUGUUGCAGUUGCCCUUCUGGCAAAUCAAGGCAUGAAUUACUUGGCUACCCGGAAGCGGCAGGAAAGGGUGGGCAACCAUCACCCGAAUGUGGUGCCCUACCAGGUUAUGCCGGCUCAGGAUGGCUAUUUCAUCCUUACAGCCUCCAAUGAUGACCAAUUCCAGCGCUUUUGCAAGGUGGCUGGACGACUGGACUUGAUGCAAAACGAGACCUUCAAAACUAUGGAGGCUCGCGUCGUGCAUCGCGAAGCUGUCACAGAAGUGCUGAAUUCGAUCACCGAGCAGCGCACGAAGAGCUGGUGGCUAGAGCAGCUUGAGAAGGAGUCCGUCGGCUGCGCGGCUAUUUACCACCUGGAUGAGGUUUUUGCGGAUCCACACGUCCAGUCGAGAGGGAUGGAGAUCCAGAUGACUCCGACUGGGUCCAGCGAGCCUGUGUCGCUCAUUGCUUCACCGAUGAAGUUUUCCCGGACCCAGGUGGAUUACAGGCUUCCGCCUCCUCAUGUUGGGGAGCACACGGAGCAGGUGCUUCUAAACGCCGGCAUGGCGCCGGCCACCAUUGAUGAGUUGCAUGAGCUGGGCGCCAUUGACAUUGGCGCCAACAAGAUUCCCAGGGCUUCUCCGUCGGAGAGGCUGCCGCACCUUGAGGCCUAUGUCCCGUGCGGCUACAGCCACCUUUCAGCUUCUUUGCCAUUCUUUCAGACCCUGCCGGCGUCGAUUCUGACUCUUUUCCACGUUCCACCAUGA